UUUUUUUCAAUGUGAUUAUUAACUAUUAUUAAAUGCAGUAUACACUUAUUUUUCUAAUUGCUUUUAUUAUCUUUCUUCAUUCAUGUGAUUGACGGGCCAAAGAACCAAUCACACUGCUUUGUUAAAAUUAUUUUUUGGAAAACCCAAAUAAAAACACAAUAAAAACAAUUUGUAUAUCAUUCGCGAAAUACGUACUUUUUUUUUUAUAAUCAGUGUUUUCUCAUUAUUCUGCCUUAUCACUCAUUUAACCGUAUUCUAUUCUUAGUAGGUGUUCUCCAGAUUGUUCAAUAAACCUGUAAAAUUCAAACUUAUUCUGCAUGAUGCGUGUAAUACUUUUCUGCCUUUAAUUUAGUUUUUAAAAAAAAGGCUCUUGAUGGAAUUUAUUAAUCAUCAUCUCUUCUGUCUUUUUUAUUCUUUCUUUAACAAACAUUUUUUCUUUUGAUUUUUUAUUAGUUGGAAUUUUGUUAUAUCAUUACAGACACCGCGUCCGUAAUAACAAUUUGGCAAUUGACAAAAAAUUAAAUCGACAAAAUAGGCAAGCUCACAGAAAAAGGGAAAUUGGCUCGAUGGAUAAAAGACAGCGAAGGUGUUUUUCAUCGUACGUAUAAAAAAAGAAUCUAAAAUUUUAUUUCAAAAUCAUCGGUCACAAUAAGAGUGUUUUAAAGAAGAAAAAAAAAUUGCUCGUUUAAAUUAAUAGUUUGAAUUAAUUUAAAACAUUGUGAAAAAUUAAGGUUUUGUGCUGGUUUCAUAGCAUCGUUGAUCCAUCGCAAACGGUGGUCAGGCGGGAGAGGUGUUGCCACUCUGUGAAAUCUCUCAAUGUAUAGAAUUAAGUCCAACCAUUACCUCCAGGGCAACACAGCAGCCUUCUUAAAGCUCUUCUUCGUAGGCAUUUAUUACAUUGAUGUGGGAAGAGACUUUUGUGCCGAAGACGCAUUGCUUUUCGCAUGGACUUGGGAGAAUGCCCGCAGAUUCACGAUCUGGCCCUUCGGGCCGACUACGAAGCAGCGCAGAAGAAAAAGGACCACUUUUAUGACAUCGAUGCAAUGGAGCACCUGCAGAGCUUCAUAGCAGACUGCGAUCGUCGAACAGAGCAAGCUAAGCAAAGGCUCGCCGAAACGCAAGAGGAACUGAGCGCUGAAGUCGCUGCUAAAGCCAACAACGUUCACGUUCUUGCCGAGGAGAUCGGUAAGAAAUUAGCCAAAGCCGAGCAGCUGGGUGAGGAGGGUUUCGUCGAAGAGUCGAUGAAGUUGAUGGGAGAGAUCGACGAGUUGCGUAAAAAAAAGAACGAAGCCGAGCAAGAAUACCGAAACAGCAUGCCCGCUUCUUCGUACCAACAACAAAAGCUCCGCGUAUGCGAGGUCUGCAGCGCCUAUCUAGGUAUUCACGACAAUGACCGCCGACUGGCCGAUCACUUUGGUGGUAAGCUCCAUCUGGGUUUCAUCAAGAUCCGAGAGAAACUCUUCGACCUUGAAAAGACCAUGGAGGAGCGCAGACGCCAGAAGCGCGAGGCUAUGGACAAAGAACGCUCGGGUAGCCGGCAACGAAGCCGCAGCCGUGAACGAAGCCGCGAACGUGGUGGCUAUCGUGAUCGCAGCGGCAGGGACAGGGAACGUGAACGCGAACGUGACCGUGACCGUGACCGUGACCGUGACCGUGAUCACUAUCGCGACAGGCGCGACAAAGACAGAAGGCGCUCAAGGUCAAGGAGUCGCAGUCGAAGCAAGAAGUCUCGCCGUUCAUGCAGUAGCAGCCGAGACAGAAGAUCUCGUUCUCGUCGUAGUGGAUCCAACGAUCGCAGGAAGUAGAGAAUUCAUUUCGUUCCCGAUAACACGUGUACACGGCUGAACUACAAUCUUACGUUAAUCACAGCGAAGCUCAAUAUUUUGACUUUAUUAUAUAAAUAUAAUAUUUGAUAGUUAAUAAAGAAAGUUUGUCAAUUGGACUUGGUGUUCGUUUGCUAAAGAGAAAUUUUACGAGUUUUCGCUAGAAGGAAUUUUUCGAAAAGCACAGUAGCAUAAUUGUUAGUAGACUUAGCGGCAUACAACCAGCAUUAUCUUUUGGUAUUCUACAUGUACAGAAUUGAUUGAGACGGAAUGGAUUCAUCAAUGACAAGCAAAAUUAUUAUAAUUUAAAAAUGGCAACUAUAAACUUGCCUUCAUUGUUUCGUUUGGAUAAUUAAAACAGUUUCAAUAAUACGGUUUUGUACGCAUUUUUUAUCCAGCCUGAUGUUUCGUUAUAUUAAUUUUAUUUGCUUAUGUAUUUUUGUAUUUUAUGAAUAUCUCUAAUUGUACCAAUAGAUUUUGUGAUGAAAAAAAAAA
This is a messenger RNA of Copidosoma floridanum, 2318 nucleotides long. Its product is annotated as putative RNA-binding protein Alsin2. NCBI's taxonomy places the organism in Eukaryota, Metazoa, Arthropoda, Insecta, Hymenoptera, Encyrtidae. The record is from RefSeq and is a predicted model, not a curated record. Gene Ontology annotation, biological process: mRNA splice site recognition. Gene Ontology annotation, cellular component: U1 snRNP. Gene Ontology annotation, molecular function: mRNA binding.